Molecule: messenger RNA, 1198 nt
Organism: Punctularia strigosozonata HHB-11173 SS5
Lineage: Eukaryota; Fungi; Basidiomycota; Agaricomycetes; Corticiales; Punctulariaceae
Exons: 7
Coding region: 53-1132 (359 amino acids)
Biological process (GO): endoplasmic reticulum tubular network organization
Cellular component (GO): endoplasmic reticulum tubular network
Source: RefSeq, a predicted model, not a curated record
AUCGCACUCCCUUCCUUGUACUAAUUAUCUGUUACCUCGGCUGGCGCAAGCCAUGUCGUUUCUUACAAAUUGGUUCCGGAAGCGCGAACCGGAGGACUUCGAACAAGUCCUCUCCGCUCUUGCAACCGACAUCCAGGCUCGUCAAACGAAGCUUGCAGAUAUACGAAGGCGCGAACGGAACUCGACCUUCCUCCUCACUCUCUGGCUAUUUGGGUUCUGGGUGGCAUAUGUUGCCGUAUGGUACGGCAGUCCGAAUGUCUUGCCGUCCUUCCAUACGCGGGUUGGGACGGGAAUAGAUCGAGCUGUCAAAGGAGCUCCUGUGGUGAUAGGGCCCAUAGUUGUCCUGUUCUUGCGACGCAUCGUCCAGCUGUUCUACCAACGUAUUGGCAGCGCUGAAGAGAAGCAACUCCAAACGCUACACAAACAACAACGCGAAAAGAUCGAGGAGUUCAAGAAAAAGACCAACUACUACAAGACCCGGGACCUCAUCUCCCGCUUCGACGAGCCCUCCUCCGCCCAAGCCUCUCCCGUCCGGCCUCCCGCGUCCACCAACGGCACUCCACCACGAGUUCCGAUGACACCACACCGUGGUCCGGCACUGCCUCCCUUACAAACACCGGGAAAGCCGGGAUCCGCUCAGUUGAUGAACUCCAUGCUUGCUGCUACACCUGCCCGUCCUUUAGCGCCGCCGAAGAGGCAAUGGUAUGACAAACUCGCAGAUGCUCUGCUUGGAGAAGACGAAUCAACGUCAGGUACCGCAGCCUCAAGGUAUGCGUUGAUCUGCCAGAAAUGCUUUGCGCACAAUGGCCUGGUGAAAGAGAGCGUAUGGGAAGAUACGCAAUACGUGUGCCCCAAGUGCGGUCACUUCAACCCUUCCCAGCGCUCCCUCAAGGCUGGCAAUGCUAUCACACCGCCUCGGGCACCAGCACUCUCUUUGCCUUCCUCCAUACCUCCCGACUCAGCUCUCUCUCCAUCACGCCCGAAUGCGCCCCCAAAUACCGCGUUGCCGUCGUCCUCGGAGCACGAAACCCAUUUCGCGCCGCCCAUCAAUGCGCCGACAACUGCCAAGCUGGCGGUGUCGAAGAAUGACGGGUCGCAGGAGAGCAGCAUGGUGAUGGACGUUGACUCGUAGCAUCCUGAUAACGUUAUUGGCGGUGCCUGUAUUACUCGUGUGUGGCCGAUUUGAUCACGUUUCGCG